CUCAUCACAAACUUUGUAUACAACCACAGCUGGUUAUUAGCAGCAAUGCGCGAGAGGUGUGGUGGGGAUAUAGUGCGCCCCAGAGCGACGCGGUUCGCCACAAAUUAUAUUGCCUUAAGUAGCCUUCUCAAACACAAACAGGGGUUACGAGAGCUUUUCGCCUCUCAUGAUUACGUAAAAUGGAAAAAGAGGUUGACAAAAGUAACCUAUAGAAUUGAGGAGCUGGUGCUGGGAAAUUCAUUUUGGGAUAAAGUGCGUGGUGUUGUGAGUAUUAUAGAGCCUAUUUAUGUGGUGUUGAGGAUGGUGGACAAUGAGACAAAUCCGUCAAUGGGGUCGUUGUAUCCGUCUAUACAACUGAUGAAAGAGGCUAUCAUGGUUAAAGCUCCCAAUGCAUAUAAGUGGGUGCAUGCAAUAAUAGACGAUCGUUGGGAAAGGACGCUUUCUCACCCACUACAUCAGGCUGCAUAUUUCCUAAAUCCCAAAUACCACUACAGCCAGAACCUCUUCGAUGAUAAUUCAUUAAAAAGGGUUGUGCAUGAGGUGUACGAUCACUUAUUCCCCGACUGUCCAGGGAAAGGCACCUUUGGUAGUGAGAUUGUUAAAUUCCGCGACGCAGUUGGGAUGUUUAGGUGUCACCCUGCAGUGAAGUCAAGGAACGCCAUGAUGCCACGUGAGUCACUGUAGUAAACUUAACUUUUAUAUUAUUUUGGAAAAUCUAGGAUAAUGAAAGAAUCUUAUGAUAUGCAGGCGAAUGGUGGUCUAUGUAUGGGACUGACUGUGAGGUUUUACAACGACUGGCUGUCCGUGUGCUUGCACAGACGGUGUCCUCGUCACCCUGUGAAAGGAAUUGGAGUACAUUCUCCCUCAUACAUACAAAUAAACGUAAUAGAAUAGGGUAUGAGAGGCUUCAGAAGCUAGUGUAUUGUCACUACAAUAUAAAGUUACAAGAGAGGUUGCUCCGCUCGGAAAGAAGAAGAAAAGCACAGGAAGACCCACUGGACCUGAUGACAGUCGGACAGCAAGCAUAUGCUGAGGAUGCGGAGGAUGACCUAGUUUACCAGUGGGUUAGGUUGGAUGACUUAGAUACCUCGGAUGGGCGACCAGAGCCACAUAUUGCGGCAGAAGCAGAGACACAAGGAAUUGAUGUUGACAAACAUGUGGAGCAGCAGAGGUCUCCUGAUGAGGCAUUCGACCCAUUAACGAGGAGUCCGGAGGGCAGCCCACGGCAGUCACUAUCACGCGGGACACGU
Molecule: messenger RNA, 1250 nt
Organism: Magnolia sinica
Lineage: Eukaryota; Viridiplantae; Streptophyta; Magnoliopsida; Magnoliales; Magnoliaceae
Exons: 3
Coding region: 46-684 (212 amino acids)
Source: RefSeq, a predicted model, not a curated record